Exaiptasia diaphana is the source of this 1544-nucleotide messenger RNA. RefSeq lists its product as uncharacterized. Lineage: Eukaryota; Metazoa; Cnidaria; Anthozoa; Actiniaria; Aiptasiidae. Gene Ontology annotation, molecular function: protein binding. The coding region runs from base 49 to 507 and encodes 152 amino acids. The record is from RefSeq and is a predicted model, not a curated record. The transcript has 5 exons. Gene Ontology annotation, biological process: signal transduction.
AGCUUUUGUCCCUUUUUUCAGUGCUGACAUUAUUAUCAACAAGAAACGAUGGCAACAGACGGGGAACAAAAUGRUCAGGCAGAUAACCUUGAACACCGCAAACCUGACGAACAAAGCGAACCUCCAAGUUUGCAGAGUUUAACAUUGGCAUCAUCCCAAUCUAGUAACGACAGCCAGGUACAAGCCAUAACCAAAGAACAAGUGUAUUUUAGUCAUAUGUACGACGGGGAUUGUUCUGUWGUUCAAGAGUUGGCGUUGAGACUUGAUAAGAAGGAUAUGACCAUGAAGGAUGUUACAUCAUUGGCAGAUAUCCUUGAAGCUCCCGAAAUCAUUAAAUCAAAAUGCAGAUCAAACUACAACCACAGCCCUUCAUCGGACCUCAUUAAUUUGCCUGAAGUUUCAAYRAGWAMAAUGAAGGAUUUUGUUGCCAAACUGGGAAACAUUGAAAGGAAAGAUGUAAUUGMUAUAAUAAAUGCAGCARAAAUUCCAGGUGAAUUGAUCAGUUAAUCUUUCAGAACACGGAAUGAUGAUUAUAGUUUAUCUUCACAGAUUUSAAAAUGCCGCUGCUAGUUGACGCAAAAUGAGCAAAUUUAUCAUUAUCUCAGUAGUGGUAUCUUGAUUCACAAUUUUACUCUAAUAAAUGUCCAUGUUAAACUUAAGUGCCAAUUAGCCACCCUUAAAGAUUCUGGUCUGAAGUUAGUGAUGUUGCAUUCUGUUUUUCGUUAUCUUAAAGAGACUGCACAAGUUGAAAUUCUGCUGCUGAAAUAUCAYRAAGUCUUWGARCGUCUUACAAGCAUGCUUGAUCAGCCUGGUACUUUMAACUGGAAGCGUCUUGGCAGAGAGUACAAAAUCGAUUCCACGCAGUUAGAUAUUUUAGAAAAGGGAAUAAACUCGGCUGAGCGCUUCUUGAUUGAGUAUGCAUACAAAGCAGUACCAAGCGAAGAUCUAAAGUUAAGUACCCUUGUCUUGCACAUGUCGGCACUUGGAAGAAAAAAGGAAAUAGAAGACCUUUUGGAGAACAUCAAAGCGAAUGACCAUUCCCAAUCAAUGAAGAAAGUUUUCGCACCAAACACGGACAACAUGGAGGAACUUUGUAAACUUCUUAACAAAGGCACCAAAGGUUGGCAGCAUUUGGCAGAAAAGUGGAAUUUAGAUUGUGCGAGGUAUUAUUGGUUCAUCGCUGACACGAAUGCCAGCGCAACAGAGAUCUUGUUGGAAUGGCUUAUGAUUAAGAAACCGGAGUUUACAGUUGCUCAGCUCGACAAAAGUUUGCAAGAUAUUGGAAGACAAGAUGCCCGUGACAUUUUGGACGAAAAAUUUAAAGAAUGCAUUGCAAAACUCCUCUUGUAGACUAAAAAGAUUGCAUGGAAAUAGGAAAAUAGUUUUGAUUAUUAUUGCACAAUCACAUUACACGCGUCUAAUUAAGGUGUUUAGAUCGUAAUAAAUAGCGUUUCGCGCGUAUUUUUAAACUCCAAUUACGUCGCAAAUUUCGAUUCAAUUGCACUCAAAUUUUCACAGAAGUAACAGUGAUUAUCGAUAAUUCU